AUGGAUAUUACUUUUAUUUUAAAUAAUAAUAAUAAUAAUAAUAAUAUUAAUAAUAUUAAUAAUAAUAAUACCACCAAUGACUAUGAGAACUCCAAUUUUGAAAUUGGAUGUAAAAAUAAUAGUUUUUUUAUUUUUUCACAAAACAGUGAAAAUUGUAAUGAAGGUGGCUUAAAAAAAAAAUAUUUCCAACCACCUACUGAUAUUGAAAAUAAACUUGAAAAAAAAGAAAAUAAAAAAGAAAAAAAACAAAAAAAAUCACAACAAAAACAAAAACCUAAUAAUAAUAACAUCCAACAACAAAAACAACAACAACAAAAACAACAACAACAAGAACAACAACCACAACUACAACAAAAUAUUAAAAAUCCAUAUUGUUAUAAAUAUAAUAAAAAUAAAUCCACACCUCUUGAUGAUAUAUCAAAUAAAAUUAUUGACCAACUUGAAAUUUAUUAUAAUCAAAAACCAAUUGAUAACUUAAUGUUUGAACCAACACCGGAGGAAGAUAUCCAACAUUUACAUAAUUUAGAAGAUUUUUAUGCUUAUGAAAUUCAAAGACGUAUAAAAGAACUCUGUGGUGAACCAGUUGAAAUUCAAAAACCAUUCCCAAUACCAAAACAUUUGCUUCAUAAUGAUGUUAAUGAAAAAAGUAAAAAAAGAGUUGUUGAAAAUGAUGAACCCCAUCAAAUUCAACAACAACAACAACAACAACAACAACAACAACAACAACACCUACACCAAAACCAAAACCAACAUCAAAACCAACACCAACAAGAACAACCACAAAGAUUUUAUAAAAAACCAAAACUUGUAAAUAAUUCAAAUCAAUUUAAAGAAUCAAAUAUGAAUGAAAUAAUACAUAUAACAAAAUUAUUAAAAAAGCAUUUUAAUUGUAAUGAAAAACAAUUUCAAAUUCAUAAAUUAUAUAAAGAAAUUCAAGGUAAUACUGCAACCAUAUCAAAUGUUAUUGAUAUCUUAGAAGGUAUUCAAGUGGUUUCAAAAAUUGGUACUACUGACUACUACCUUUGGAAUGGCACCAGUAGUGAUCAAUUCAAAAAAUUAAUUUUUAAUAUUUUUCAUUCUGCUUCCAAUUUCGUUGUAGAGGAUAAAAAUGAAUUUGCUUGCCAAAAAUGUGAAGAGUUUUUCUUUUUGAAUAAAAAAUUCCAAUCUCAACUUCAAAUUGAUCAAUUUAAUUUCCCAAAAAAGACUCAACUUUGUGCAAUUUCUUGUCAAAUAUUAAAAUUAUUAUUAUCACCAAAACUAAGAUCAAAUACGGAUUUCCUUUCAUUAGAACAAAUUUGUGAAAAUUUUUUCAUUAAAAAUAAUCAAGAAAAUUAUGAACAAAAAUAUACUGUUAUAAAUAGUAUUUAUAAUAUUAUAAAUGUAUUUUUGUCUAUUGGAAUUGUUACAACUAACGGAGAUUCUACAAAUCAAUAUAUAUGGUCUGGUUGUGCUUCUUCAAUGGAGUGUAAAUCAAGUUGCCCACGUUUAUUUUAUAGAAAAAAGAUAAUUUUCUAA
This is a messenger RNA of Dictyostelium discoideum AX4, 1515 nucleotides long. RefSeq lists its product as hypothetical. The record is from RefSeq and is a predicted model, not a curated record. NCBI's taxonomy places the organism in Eukaryota, Evosea, Eumycetozoa, Dictyosteliales, Dictyosteliaceae. The transcript has 2 exons. The coding region runs from base 1 to 1515 and encodes 504 amino acids.